Messenger RNA from Trachymyrmex septentrionalis, 652 nucleotides. RefSeq lists its product as uncharacterized. Bases 77 to 430 code for a protein of 117 amino acids. The record is from RefSeq and is a predicted model, not a curated record. The transcript is spliced from 3 exons. Lineage: Eukaryota; Metazoa; Arthropoda; Insecta; Hymenoptera; Formicidae.
UAAUUCGAUCUUUGCCUUUGUAUUCUAGUUUUGCCUACGCGUUUAGUACGUGUUGUGCUUUAUUGAAAACGGCGACAUGCUGCCCGCCAAGGUCACUUUGAUAUUUGGACUUGUAGCGUUUUUAAAAUUAUCGACAGCAGCACCAGACAGCGCAGGAAUAGUAGAAAUGGUGAAUGGAUUGGCGUACGGUGGGAUUCCUUACGGAAGCGUGAGCGGUAUGCUCGCCAAGUAUCCAGGAUAUGGGCAGAUUAAUGCUCAAGCCAGACAAUUUGACAUUCUGAGCAGCACUCAACGGCCCGUAAUUAUCACGCCGAAUUUCCGAGCGACCCGACCCGUAGUGGGAAUUUCCCCUCGACCUGUGCAAAUUUAUAAUCUUCCUGGUGUCAUCGCCCCCGGUAUCGUCGGCAGGAUCAGCCAGAUCGGCUAUUAGUUUGCCAGCCUGUUAGAACGAUCUCUCCAUCAAUCAUCAAAUGCUACAUCAGUCACUUGAGCUUUUCUUUCCUCAUCAUGAAACUCUCGACGAAGAACGUACAUUAAGCCACCCACAUCGUAAAGUUACAUCCUGCAGCACGAUAUCCAUUAUGAUACAAAGUAGAAAUAAUUGGUUAAUGCACUAUUUUCACCGAGUUAAUUUACGCUAAAAUUAAAGUUG